AUGGCCGAUGAAUUUAGUGAAAUUGAUUUGAGUGAUAAUGCUACACCGAUUCAAUCAAAUGAAUCUCCAUCGAAUCUUCGAGCACGUCGAAAAACUUUUACUACAGCAGCACCAAAAUAUAUUUCAAAUUCACCAUCGCCGACAAAUCAAUUAAAUGCUCCAAUAUAUCGAAAUGAUUCAUAUCAUGAUUUACCUUCACCGCCACCAUUAUCACUUCUUGAUAGUAGUGGUUCAUUAUCAAUAUCUUUUAAUACACCAACAAUAUCUAAUCGAUAUAUGCCUUCACCAGUAUCAUCUCCGCUACCAACGACAAUCCCAUCUGACACAGCAUCUUCAUCGCCAAAGAAUCUAGCACGUUCAGCUGGUCUUACUGAUUUAACAAGACGUGCAUUUCAUUUUCCGAUUUCAAAACAAGAUUCCAUUAUUGAUUCAUUAUUAUGUGCAUUAUAUGAACGUGAAAAUAGUACAUAUGGUUUAUCAUCAUCACAAGAUAGUGAUACUGUAACGACUGGUAAUUGUACUGAUCAAUCAUUAAAUGCACGACGAUUAAGUGAUGAUUCAAUCUUAAAUAAUGAUGAUGCUGGCUUUUCAAGAACAAAUCUUGCUAAUAAAAAAAUUCUAUUAGGUAUUCCAGAUUUACGAUAUUUAUGUGCUCAAAUUCAACAACAGAUUAGUCAAGCAAAUGCAGUACUUGUUAAAAAUCUUCGUCAUCGUGAUAAAAGUCUUUCUAAAAUACAACGAAAUUGUGAUAUUAUUACAGCUAUUUUACAAGCAGGCUCUCUUAAACGACCUCAUCUUUAUAUAUUAUAA
This is a messenger RNA of Adineta steineri, 810 nucleotides long. The record is from the annotation of a GenBank genome assembly. Lineage: Eukaryota; Metazoa; Rotifera; Eurotatoria; Adinetida; Adinetidae.